AGUCCAACAUGGUUGACCUGUGAGCAGUGGUGUUACAAACGGCCGUCCGCAUUAAUUGCUCGUUCUUUCGAUCGCGCGUUACUCGUAUAACGUUAAAAACCGUUAAUAUGAUAUCUUCGAUCGUCUCGCGACUUGUCAUUUUGACGCGUCGGAUCGGGGCCGACGGGGAUCGAAAAGAAUUCGGAGGGGACGGUCGCGAAAUAUAGUCGAGAAUCCAGGCGAAGGGGGAGGCGAGGCGAGAAUUUGGGCCGCGUGUGGAAUGGAAAUGAAAAGGGAGGAGCCUCGACCGGAUGAACUCGAGGAAAAUCCGUUUCUCUGGAUCGUAUGCAAAACGGGCGCCCCCCGUGUAAUAAUAACGAGCUUGCACGCCGUCGUUCGAUACUGCGCCGACCAGAUGCCGAAGAAAAUGAGCCUGGGCUUCCUUCGAACGCUCGCCGCCCUCCUGGUAAUCGUAAUGCCCCGAUCGCUCACUUACGUUCUCCUCUAUCCGAUUUUCAGAUUAGUGUUCGGCAAUUUGUACCCGGCCUACGCUUCUUACAAGGCGGUCAGGACGAAGAAUGUGAAAGAAUACGUGAAAUGGAUGAUGUACUGGAUCGUGUUCGCGCUGUUCACGUGCGCGGAAACCUUCACCGACGUCUUCUUCAGCUUUUGGUUCCCAUUCUACUACGAGAUCAAGACGAUCCUGGUCAUCUGGCUACUGAGUCCGGCCACCAAAGGGUCGAGCAUACUUUACAGACGCUUCGUUCACCCGGCGUUGAUCCAACGCGAGGCUGAGAUCGACGAAGCUCUGGCCCGCGCCACGGAGCAGGGUUACACGGCGGUCUUACACCUAGGAUCGAAAGGUGUGAACUACGCCACCACGGUUCUCAUGCAAACAGCGAUCAAGCAUAUGCUCAAGCCCGAUCAAAUCGUCGCGAAUGAACAACAAUCAUCGAUCCAAUCGGCCUCGGCGAUUUCUAGCUCGGCCAAACUUCCAACAACCUCGACACCCAAGGAAAAGAAGACGGACGAGACGGACGGUGCACCGAAGGAACCGAAUCAACCGUUCCCAAGCAUUAGCUCCGACGACUUGAUCCCGGUCGAGUCGAUACCAAGCUUGUACAACGACUUGAACACGGACGACGACGAGCUGGCCGAGAUUAAUCGGGCGGAGGAGAAAAUUUUCAAGAUGCCCUCGCCCAAGAGGAGCUACAGGACGAGGAAGAGCAGGAGGGAUCGUUCGGGGUCGAGCAGGCGGCUCAGAUCCCGUACCCGCGACAACUACAAAUUCAGCGACGAGGAGUUGGAUCACCAACAGCAACACGUGUCAUCCCCCGUGGAGAUCUUUUCUUUCCUCGUAUAUGCGAAUUAUAUACGAAAAUUAAUUACAAUUUAUUUCGAUCGAAAUGGUACAGUGGAACCUCGUCGAAGAGAGCACGUAGGGAGAAGAGGGUACAGCCCUCGUCGGACACAGUCGAGCAGCAAUCGCGUGGAGAUGUAUUUUUCCGAGGUGGACGUGGACGUUAGACAACCACGGUCGAGAGAGCCGACAACCAGCUUAACCAACAUAAGGUCCUCGGACGACAUAUCAAGCGGAUACAGCAGCGGGGAAGCGCUACAAUCUAGCCGUACAUCUCAAGGCGAUUCGUUAGUUCGAACAUCGAGCGUCGGUGCAAGAACACGGGCAAAACCUCGCUCCGCAACGAAGAAGACCCCAGAGGACUCGGGAGAGGAUUCCGACAGCAUCGAUCCUCCCUCCUCCAAAAAUAUCUCAUUUCCGCCACCUUUAAAUCUCGUCACUCCCGAACAAGCGCUCGAGAUCUUGCUUCUGCUCUCGCGAAACCGUAAUGUCGCUGAUUAUAUCAAUUUCGAUCGUGGCCCCGUUCUCCCAGGUAACGACGAUUUACUUAAACACACCAGUCAAUCAGGCCCGGAACUAGAAAUGGAAAAAGAAUCACGAAAAGAAAGUGUCGAUAGCUCAGAUACCGUACGAACGGUUCAAACCCUCGAAACCGACCCCGAACAAUCGUUCACCCUGGUAAGAGAAACGAGCGAGUGUUCCGCUAGCUCUGACUGCCCCCCGACGACCAUCGUUACUGAGCUUUGCCAGAACAAGUUCGAGGAGCUUAAACAAUUGUUGAGCGACGCUCGAAAAGCUGUGAACAACAUCGUUCACACGCAAGAGAAGUUGCGGCAGAGCGACACGUCGUCCAUCGUCGAAUCGUGCGAUUCGAAAAUUGAAAAUACUCGGCGAGAGAACAACGCGUUGGAGGAAUCCAAGGAGAUGGCCGACCACGACGACGACGACGACGACGACGAGGAGGAAGCGGUGAACGGCUCGUUGGACGUUUGGACGACGCCGAGCGUGUCGCGUAGCAAUUCGGAUAAUCUCGGUCGAGCUGGAAAAUAUAGGAAGAAACCGGCGCCUAGGGCGCCUCUCGCGAGGAGCGAGGAGAAGUUGAACGAGGAUGGCGGAGGCGCGUUGAAAGCCACUUUGGUGAUUAAAACGGGAACGUUGAAGAGCUUCUCGAACGCGACUAGCAGCAAGGAGUUCGUCUCGGACGCGAGCAAGUCGAAGGGGAAGAGGUCGAAGAGGCAGAGGACCAAGGAAGGUCUCUCCAAGUUGUUCACCAUCCCGAGGAACAUGUUUCAGAACGCUUUCCACAGGGCCAGGGAGGAUUCCGACGAAACUAGAUCGAGCAGCAUCGAGCCAACGAUCGUCCAACUCGCGCCAAAAUUCUCCUCCUCCUCGUCCUCCUCCUGCCAAGAGGGAGGAACGAACGACGAGAAAAGCGAGAACGAUACGUCCAACGAGAGUGCUUACGUGCUCGCGCCAACCGAUGAUGGGAAAGGGAAGGAUAAAGUGGAGGACGUCGAAACGAAUAAGGAGAGAAUGGAGGAUGUCGAGUGGCAAAAAAUUGGGAAAAGAUUGGAAUCGGAUAUCUUUUAAAGAAAGGAAAAAAGUUCGAUUUAAUUGUUGAUAUAAAUUGAUAUAAAUAAGGUUACACGGGUCUUUUUGACUGGUUCUCGUUGACAAAUUAAAUGAAUUCAGUGUCACCAAUCCUUCCUCAUCAUCCUCACCCUGCUAGAUACUUUAUCGUACCGGAAAUCUGGAGAGAAGAAACGGAUUAAUUCGUUCGUUCAGAUCAUAACAAGCUUCGCCACUCUCCCUCGCAGCAAGAAGACAAGUAAGAAGAAAGUGGCAUGAAAUUUGGAAACUGUUGCUGAUCGCAUCAAGGAAUAAGAUCGACCGUUUUCCUUCCGUUCAUACCAUUUAUUUGAACGCGUUUGUACGUAAACGAUCAGCAGCAGCAUAAUCUGAACCAAUCGAGCAUAAAGAGAAUGCAUAAAAGGAAUGGCGACAUUGUGGCCAGCCACCGAUGUUGUAAUAUCGUUUGUACAUAACUAUAUAGUUUCUCAUAAUUUCAAUUUCAAUUUUGAAAACGAGAUUACUUCUCGAUACUUCAGUAUAAAGGAGCACCUAGUUGAGUAGUCGUACGAGAACACUUUUCGAUCGAUCGAAUAAGUUAAUCCCAUUAACGCAACCAUAUAAUUAACGAUAAUAAAAAAAGAGAGAGGGAAAAAGAAAAAAGAAACCAAUUUGAUUGUGACGGAACGUGUAACACCGUUGCUCACGGUCAUCUGAAAGAUACUCCUAUUGUACUCCUUUCUUUUUUUUCUUUUCUUUUUUUAUUGCGUAUCCCGAGACUCAUGCGUAACGUUGUUUAUACGAAUAAUAUUAUUAAUAGUAGUUCGAUCGAGUUUUAUAUAUAUAUAUAUAUUAUAUGUUUACCACGUUUAAAAGAAGAAAAAUCUGGUGCUUUUUGCACUCCAUCUUUGCUUACGAUCAUGCAUAGAUUAUUAACGAAUUAAUCGCGAUGCAUUGAGAUUCGAAAUCGCCUGGAAUCCCCAUUUCUAAGCUUUUUUCUAAACCGUAGUUCUGGUAUUUUGUGAAACGAGUCGAUCGUAGUGGAAAGAAAGAAAGAAAGAAAGAAAGAAAGAAAAAAAAGAGGAUAAAAGUUCCGACGAACACGCGAAGAGAAGAAUGACGCGUGUGACAAUUCCAUGUAAGACGAGAAAGGUUAAAUGAAUUCUAUGAAAUCUAGUCAUCAAACAAAACGUACUCAGGCAACUCUCGAAUAGUGCCAUUUAAAAACAUUCAAUAAUUUGUCUAUAUGAUUAUAUAAAUAAUAGUAAUGGUGUGCGGUGAAUAACU
Messenger RNA from Apis florea (little honeybee), 4195 nucleotides. Its product is annotated as receptor expression-enhancing protein 1. Lineage: Eukaryota; Metazoa; Arthropoda; Insecta; Hymenoptera; Apidae. The record is from RefSeq and is a predicted model, not a curated record. Gene Ontology annotation, biological process: endoplasmic reticulum tubular network organization. Gene Ontology annotation, molecular function: microtubule binding. Gene Ontology annotation, cellular component: endoplasmic reticulum tubular network; endoplasmic reticulum membrane; cytoplasmic microtubule.